AUGCUGGGAGCAUCUCCUUACAUGAACUCCGUGCUAUGUUGCACUGUGGCGGGCAACUCAGGUGUGAGUGAAAGCAACACGGAACCCGAGCAUGAUACACAACCACUACGAUCAUUUGUCACACUUGGUCACGCGUCCGCCAAAGACAUCCAGGAGCUGAAUGGGUUCUCUGGCACCAAAGUGUUGGAACUGGAUACGAACACCACGUCGGAGACGUGUCCGCAGUUCGCAAAUCUAGUAUUGCGUCGCCGUGUUGUGGAGGGACACAUCGCGCCCCCUACGAUGCGCUUGGAAAACACGCCCGAAUUGACACGAAUGUUCAACGUAACACAUAUGAGUUAUGAUGAGUUUAAACAGCGAACAGGUAUAUGGGCCCGUGAGAAUAUCGCAUACACGCACUACUGUGAAUAUUCCGUCCGAAAGACACCCUCAGCAUCGCUGGAUACUAAAAGAGGUAAGCUGGGUGUCGAUCCCUGGGAUCUUGAUGAAGCAUUUCAUAAAAUAACAAAACCAGAACGUUUAUCUUGUGUUUGA
This is a messenger RNA of Opisthorchis viverrini, 534 nucleotides long. RefSeq lists its product as hypothetical. The coding region runs from base 1 to 534 and encodes 177 amino acids. NCBI's taxonomy places the organism in Eukaryota, Metazoa, Platyhelminthes, Trematoda, Opisthorchiida, Opisthorchiidae. The record is from RefSeq and is a predicted model, not a curated record. The transcript has a single exon.